Messenger RNA from Papilio machaon (common yellow swallowtail), 934 nucleotides. RefSeq lists its product as uncharacterized. The record is from RefSeq and is a predicted model, not a curated record. Bases 296 to 832 code for a protein of 178 amino acids. Lineage: Eukaryota; Metazoa; Arthropoda; Insecta; Lepidoptera; Papilionidae. The transcript has 5 exons.
ACACCGACUGAGCUAUCGUGCGUGCGCCCGCGCUGUUGUGUCGUUCCAAAUUCAAAGUUCCCUUAUUCUUUAUUAAACAAUCUAUAGUGCCAGUAUUUUAUGAGGUUUAAUUAAAACUUUUUUCAUUUAAAUUGAUUCUAUUUCUUAAUGUGACAAGUUAGAGUGCUUUGUUUAUAGAUGAAACAUAAAAAGAAGACUAUGUGAUCAUCGAAAGUGUAUUGGAUUAUAGCGAAAUUGUUUAGACUUGAGGAGGACUGUUCUAAUAUAUGACCGUAAAUACGAAUGACAAGCGGAAAUGACGAGAAAAUUUCUUUUUUGCUUCCCGCUGCGGAUGGGGAACGUCGUGUUUGGCUACAUUGUUAUUAUAAUAAGCAUGGCAGUGGUGGCAUUCAACCUUUAUCAACUCGGCUUGGCUGUAAUUUCGAAGGACGAUAAUGAACUAGAGGCAAAGUUCAGUAACUUCGACAAAUUGGAAAGUAUAUUUGGAGACGGGAAGAAGGAUCUUGUGAGGCUCAUAGUGAAAAUAUACUAUCUAACAUACGCCGUGAUUGGAGUGCUAUUGUUUUUGUUUGCAUCGUUGUUCACGUGUGGAGCUUACAAGGUUAACAACUGCCUCGUGACGACAUUCUUUGUGUAUAGUUUCUUUCAUUUGUUCUUUACAAUCGGUCUCAUAGUGUGGGAGGCUAUUACUGCAGGAUGGAUUCAACUAGGAUUAAUUCUGUUAUCGGAUUUGCUCCUCAUUAUUUGCUUGAUAAGCGUAAAAUAUUUGAUGGAAGCAAUCAAGAAUGGAAACAUUUACAGCAGACCGGGUGAAGAGGUUUACAAAUAUUGAUAAUGUGACAUGAACUGUUUUCUCGAAUGUGUCGAUUUGAUUCGGUAUUUAUAAUUAAGUAAACAUACAAAAAACAAAUAACAGUGCGGGAGUUAAAAAUAU